Exserohilum turcica Et28A is the source of this 1223-nucleotide messenger RNA. RefSeq lists its product as uncharacterized. Gene Ontology annotation, molecular function: protein binding; deNEDDylase activity; metallopeptidase activity. Bases 23 to 1087 code for a protein of 354 amino acids. The record is from RefSeq and is a predicted model, not a curated record. Lineage: Eukaryota; Fungi; Ascomycota; Dothideomycetes; Pleosporales; Pleosporaceae. Gene Ontology annotation, biological process: protein deneddylation. The transcript is spliced from 2 exons. Gene Ontology annotation, cellular component: cytoplasm; COP9 signalosome.
CCGCUUCUAACCAUCUCACACAAUGGGUGCCGCGCUCAAGACAUGGGAGCUCGAGAACUCGAUAAAGCUCGUGGACCCCAGCAAAGAUGCCCUCUACAACUACAAUCCGUCUGCGCAGAAAGCCAUCAACGAGGCGCACCCAUGGCGGAUCGACCCCAACUACUUCACCUCUGUCCGCAUCUCGGCCAUCGCCCUGCUCAAGAUGGUCAUGCACGCGCGCUCGGGCGGCUCGCUGGAAGUCAUGGGCCUGAUGCUGGGCAAGAUUGAAGCACACACGUUUGUUGUCACCGACGCCUUCCGGCUGCCGGUCGAGGGCACAGAGACACGGGUCAACGCACAGGACGAGGCAAACGAAUACAUGGUCGAGUUUCUGCAGCGAGCACGCGAGCAGGGGCAGAUGGAGAAUGCCGUGGGAUGGUACCACUCACAUCCUGGGUACGGGUGCUGGCUGUCUGGUAUCGACGUCAACACACAAAAGACACAGCAGCAGUUCCAGGACCCCUUCUGCGCCAUUGUGAUUGACCCGGACCGCACCAUUUCGGCGGGCAAAGUCGAGAUUGGCGCCUUCCGCACAUACUCGACCGAGUACGUGGAGAACCAACAAAAGAGCGGCGGCGGCUCGAAGAUGGCCGCUGGCACCGACAGCGACGGCUUCGAGACGAUUCCGCUGGGCAAGAUUGAAGACUUUGGUGCGCACGCCAGUCACUACUAUUCGCUCGAAGUGUCGCACUACAAGUCGUCUCUGGACUCGAAGCUGCUCGAAGCGCUGUGGAACAAGUACUGGGUGCAGACGCUGUCGUCGUCGCCCCUGAUUUCCAACCGCGACUACGGCACAAAGCAAAUCUCGGACCUGGCGCGCAAAAUGCAGCAGGAGAAUACGAACAGCAAGCGCUUCUUCAAGGGCGGCGGCCAGGGCUAUGCAGCCGCGCACGAGAGCAAGAACCAAUUGGCCAAGCUAGGCGCUGCGGGCUCCAAGAUUGCGCGCGAAGAAGAAAUGGGGCUGUUGGCGGCCAAGGUCAAGGACAAGGUGUUCAACUUGACGAGCGAGGCCGAGGCCAAGAGUCACGAGGUGGAAAUGGAGACGUGAUGACGAGGAAUUCGGGCGCGGCAAACAUGCAAUGUGACUUGGCGGGAUAGCAUGGCAAGGCGUUAUGGCGUGCGUGUGGGCGAGGCAAAUCAUGGAUGGUAACAAGGAAAGUCUUAGGAUAUCAUAGAAUCAGAGG